Sebastes umbrosus (honeycomb rockfish) is the source of this 2079-nucleotide messenger RNA. Its product is annotated as L-amino-acid oxidase-like. The transcript is spliced from 8 exons. Gene Ontology annotation, biological process: amino acid catabolic process. The record is from RefSeq and is a predicted model, not a curated record. Lineage: Eukaryota; Metazoa; Chordata; Actinopteri; Perciformes; Sebastidae. The coding region runs from base 94 to 1761 and encodes 555 amino acids. Gene Ontology annotation, molecular function: L-amino-acid oxidase activity; polyamine oxidase activity.
AUAAGCCUCGAUCGAUCAACAUAAAAGCAGCCACAGGGAUCCCACGAAUCACAGCUUUGGAGACGGAGUUAAGUUCAGUGAAUACCAACUGGGAUGAAUAUCAUGAAAGAAAAACUGGCAGCUUUGGAAACCAAGCUGAAGGCACAGGAGGGAAAAGACGGAAAGAAGACAAACUUCCAAACGGAGAUGGAUCCACAAGUGGUGACGUGGAAAUUGUUUGCUGUCAGUGUGCUGCUCCUUGCGCUGUACCCCAGCCAUGCUGCUGCGAUCAGCCCGAACGAGACUCUGGCCAUGUGUCUGAAGGAUAAGGACUUAAAGGACCUGUUAGAAAUUGCGGAGUUCGGCUUGCCUCACAUAAAUACAUCUCAUCACGUUGUUAUCGUGGGAGCUGGCAUGGCUGGACUGACGGCUGCCAAGCUACUGAAAGAAGCCGGACACAAGGUAACCAUAUUAGAGGCUAAUAGUCGUGUUGGAGGACGAGUGGAGACCUACAGGAAUGAAAAAGAGGGCUGGUAUGCUGAUCUGGGAGCCAUGAGGAUCCCAAGUACUCACAAGAUCGUCCGCUGGUAUGCUAAAGAGCUGGGGGUCAAGCUGAAUGAAUUCAUCAUGGAUGACCCCAACACCUUUUACUUGGUUAAUGGGGUGCGGAACAAGACGGAGACAGUGCAAAAAGACCCUGACAUCCUGAAGUACAACGUGACGGAAAGUGAGAAAGGAAAAUCAGCCGACGAGCUGCUACAACAAGCUUUGCAGAAGUUGAAAGAUGAAGUGAAUGCCAUUGGCUGCACGAAAGCACUGCUAAAAUAUGACCGUUACUCUGUGAAGGAUUAUCUGAUACAAGAAGGAAAUCUGAGUUCAAACGCGGUGAGGAUGCUCGGAGACCUGCUUAACCAACAGAGCCUCAUGUACACAGCGCUGAGUGAGAUGGUCUAUCACCAGACUGACAUAAAUGAUGACGUGAAGUACUCUGAAGUGACUGGUGGGUCAGACCUGCUCCCCAAAGCUUUUGUCGAAGUCCUCGAUGAACUCGAUGUCCCUAUUCUCCUCAACUCCAUGGUCAAACGUAUCAGCCAGUCAGAUAAAGGUGUGAUCGUAUCGUACAAAAAAGGCCAACAGUCUUCUUUGACGUACCUUACCGCUGACGUUGUCCUGGUAACAACCACAACCAAAGCAGCACUUUUCAUGGACUUUCAUCCAGCUCUCCGCAGUAAAAAGAUGGAGGCACUGAGGGCUACCCACUACGACAGCUCCACUAAAAUCCUCCUCACCUUCAGCGAGAGGUUCUGGGAGAAGGACGGCAUCCGAGGAGGAAAAAGCAUCACUGACGGGCCCUCUCGUUACAUCUACUACCCCAGCCACAGUUUCCCAACUAAUAAGAACAUCGGCGUCCUCCUGGCUUCCUACACCUGGUCUGACGACUCCCUCCUCUUCUUAGGUGCGAGCGAUGAAGACCUGAAAGAGUUAGCUCUGAGAGAUUUAGAAAAGAUCCACAACAACAAGACCCUCACGUCUCUCUGCACAGGAGUGGUGGUGAAGAAGUGGAGCAUGGAUCCUUACAGCUUGGGCGCCUUCGCUCUCUUCACACCGUACCAGCAUUUAGAGUAUGCUAAAGAGCUCUUCAGAAGUGAAGGCAGGGUUCACUUUGCUGGUGAACACACCGCCUUCCCUCACGCUUGGAUGGAGGCAGCUUUGAAAUCUGCAAUCAGGGCUGCUACCAACAUUAACAAAGAGUCCGCUAGAUCUCGCCACGAUGAGCUCUAGGAUUUACUUUCUAGGGCAACAAGUAUAAUAGCAGUAAUGAAAUAUUGGGGUAAAAUAUGGUAGUUCAGAAUAUAAAGAGGAAAAAAAUUAGUUUUGCUUGGUGAUUGCAUUGCUUGCUUUCGGAGUGAAGCUCAUCGCGAUUCCCUUUCCACCAUGCCGCUCUAAUCCGUAUGAAACUGGUGGAUUUUUGGCAGUGAAAGAUGGCUUGAUGUUGCUCGGCAAAAGCAUAAUCGGAUAUCAUUCACUUACUAAACAGCUUUUGCGUUAACUGAUGCUGAUAACAAUCAAUAAAAUUGUGGACCAUUAAUGUUUAUCCAA